CAAUGGUUGAUAGGAUGAAUUUUAAAUUAUGAUUUAAAAUACAUUUUAUGUCAUUUUUUGAGCUACAUUUUUUUAAAUGGGGCCCCGGCUUGGUCAGUUGCUUGGGGGGAAAACCCGACCCUGGGCAUUACAACACGAUUUUAAUUGAGAAUUGAUCAUUUAAAAACUAAAAUUAGACAAAGAAAUAGAAAAAAAAUGUCUUGCAAAAAGGGCAUUUAUCUAGUCAGAGGCCAACUGGCCAACUUGAGCACCACCUUGGGACUAUCUGUGCAUUGUUGUGUGUGCUCACAACAAGCAGUAACGAAUCCAAUCAGCGUGACUAAAACAUUAAAAUAGAAGUAGGGGGCGUGUCCGGUCUAGAGUGACCAACAAGGGAUCAGGGGGAGGGAUAUACCAACAGAGCCCAUCUUCCUCAUGACCUCCGGAAAACGAUGGACGUGCAGCUUCUUUCUAAAUUUAGACACUUAUUCGUCCCGAUGCACUAUGAGCUUCAAACUGCAGUUCUCAUUUGUGUCCAUAGUUUAGGCCCCAUUCCAUCGAAACGAAGUGGCAGACCCUUGUCGUAGCUCCGCAGGAUCCAUUGACAUUACGCAGGGCAGCACGAUCUGACAGCGGCGUGAUCAUCGCGCACCAUUUCAGUUACGGCACCUUUCACGUUUACUGAUUAUAGACGACUUUGUAGUGAGAAACAGGCGUAAUGGCGCAAGGUGAAAAUAAUAAUUUCCUAUCCAUCCCUUUGCAAGACAGUCUUUUCACCACAGUGAUGGUCGAGCGUUCAGGAGAAGAGAACAGCAUUUCCCUAUUGGGCGAUGAAGAUGAGGAAGAAACGGAGGAAGACGUCCGGUUUAUACCAAGGUCCUCUCCCGUGCCCAGAAAGCGAGGAACUUCAAUUGCCGAUGAAACCGCGGAAUACAUGCGAAUUCGUCUCGCGCUGCCCAGCAGAAGAGUGUCGUUUGUUGACAGCACUGGAGGUGAACUGGUUGAUAUCCGACUGUUUGUACCGUUUGAUUCGGAUGAAGAGGACGACUCAAGAUGGAAGGAAGAGGAGGCGCGUUACCGAAAGACUCACCGUGAGCCCACUUACCGUGUGUCGCCAGAGUUCCAGGCACUCGCGGAAACGGAGCUCGUGCAGUCCGUCCACAUAAACAAACUGGAGAUGGAGCGCGUGACAUCUGUGCCAGACGAGCCUCUGUCUUUCGAGGUUCUGAUCCGUGUGCUUAACAUUUCUUUUCAUAAAUCAGUCUAUGUCCGGGCCACAAUGGACGGAUGGAUCUCUCACUUUGAUUAUCCAGCCGAGUACGUCCAGGGCUCCAACGAUGGUGAAACUGAUCAAUUUUCAGUGAAGCUGUCUUUCGCUUCACCAUACCUAUUCAACGGAGCGAGAAUCGACUUCGUUGUGCGAUAUGAGACGUCAGACGGAGAGUUUUGGGCGAACAACUCUGGCAGGAAUUAUUCAGUAACUCUCAUACAGUCAUAUGAAGACGACACAGACCCGUCCACAAAGGUGGACAAUAUUGACCUGAGAGGUAUCCUGAAGCCUCCAAGGUACCGAACGGACAUUGAUUACGAUGACACUUAUGACAUAGAAGAUGCACACAUGAGCAGCACAGAUUAUGAAUCAACGGAGGAUCAGACCUCUUGUGCACAGCCAAUUAUUGUCCAGCCGGAGAUCGACAUUGAGACAGCUAUAAAUUUGUCCAAAUCUCCACAGUCCAUCAGGCAUUCCUCAACAGCAGGAUGUCAUCCAGCCACUACAGAUAUUCUCUAUGGAGAACCAAUUCCGCUUUCAUCCAAUAAUUCACCACAAGCAGAAGAGUCUGGAGCUACAGGCGAAGCCAUUCAGCAGUUACCACUACCCGACCCCCAAUCAUAUCCUAGUCAGCAGCUUUCUGAACCUCAAGAUAAAGUCUAUAAUGUUGUCCCUACUAUCCUUGUCCACCCCAAUGAUGAGAAAAUUGAGUAUGAUUUUGAGGAUUCUCUUAAGUCUAAACAAUUCUCUCAUCCACAUAAAGAUGAUUUCCAGUGUGAGAUUUCAUCUCAAGUGCAUUUUGAGUGCGACCAACCCUCAUUGGCUAGGUUUUCAGAUGCACCACACAUCCAGGAAGAAGGUAUAAACAUUCUAAAGGAGGAGAAAGUUGUGGAGGAAAUACAGUUAGAAUUAGAUGAGAUGGAGACAGACAUGCUGGAACAGCCAAGUCAGAAAAUCGAGGAUGAAAAGAAAUGGUCUCUCUUUCAGAUGUUGGAGGAAGCUGUGCAGCCUCAUUGCUCAAAGAACCUUUACAAUAAAAAUGCAACCGAUGACGUGGAACACCUUAAUCUCACCGCGGAUGCAGACAGUUUCUCUGAGGGCUUACAGCACCCUCUGGAGGAAGUAGAUGUUCUAUCCUUGGUCAGAGCCGAGACCACUGAGGCGGUUAAUGUUCUGCUCACAAUGCAAAGCACCAAGAUGGGUGGUGAGGAAAUGGCUGGUUUAGUGGCUUCCUGUCUUGCAGUCACCAGUUCAGGUCCCAUAAGACAGGAUAGAGAAACCCAAAACCAACCCACCUAUCCACUCACAGGCAAAUCUGAACAUGAGCUGACCACCACACAACAUCAGAAAAAGGAGGGAUUUGUCCUGGAGCAGAGUGAGCUGACCUUAGUUUUGCCUGGGGACCCAAACUAUGGUAAACAAGCCAUUACCAUGUCUACUACAGACCAGCAAACAACCCAAAAGGAAAAGUCAGGACUGGCCAGUGUUUCUGGAAUGAUAUCUACAACCACUGAUUUCACCUUCAAUCUUCAACCUUCAGCUGUUCACACCUCAACAGAAUAUAAUUUAACUUACGAUAAGUCUUUCCAGGGUGAUGAACUGUCUGCCGCUCCGUAUCAAACAUGUAAAGACUCAGAAACCCCCUUACCACUGCCAAGAGAAAGCACAAACAUAUGUGAAAUUUCAAAGGAUCAGACAGAAGUGACAAUGGACAAGUCUUUUAUUGCCUCUUUCACUUUCUUUAGUGCUGUUGUCUGCUUGUUUGCUGGGAUUCAAGAGCCCAGCAUUUUCCUGUUUGUUGGAUUAUUCUUAUUGUCCCUAUGUUUCUGAUUUCUGCUGUUUUCCAUAUAGUUUCUCUUUUCUCCUCCGUCCCUUUCUCGUAAAAAGCCAUAAGAAUUUAAGUUCUUCCUUUCUUCCUUGUGCCUUGAUGAAUUCCAACAAUUUAAUGUUAACAGAGCUGGUGUCAAAUUUGUGUAAUUACAUGCUUUUCCACCUUUGGGCUGAACGGUUCUCCUUGUGGAACCAAAUCAAAUCGGUUUCUUUUUCCACUGUGGUGCUGCAAAAUCAGGAUUAGAAUGGACUGACUGGGCAAGUAACCAAAUGGGAGUCGCCAUGUCAGUACAUACAUUCCAACAGAACAGUUAACCGUUAUGAAUACGGUUAGAAAUGCUAAGAAAUUCUAGCCUGGGAUGGUUUGCAAUCAGUGGCGUCUCAGGCCCUUUAUUUCUAGUAGGGCACAAACAAUCACUUAACCCAACAUGUCGUAGGUUGCGUUAACCGAAAAUCAUAUAAUUUACAGAUUUUUGAAGCAUUUACAGAUAAUUCCAAAUGCUGUCCAUAAUUUUGACAGAUAAAAAAGAAACAAGAACCUAGUGCAUCAGUUUUGUCUUAAAUCUUUCUCACACACACACACACACACACACACACACACACUCCCGCUGUCUGUGUGCCCUGUUUAUUCCGAUAUUAAGAUGCAUGUUAACACAUUAUCACCAUUUACACCUGGAAAUAUAUGUCUCUUUUGACCGAUUGUGUUCAGAUUUCAAGGAGAGGGUCUCUUAUUUCAUGACUGCAUACAUCGUUCAAUAUGUCAGUGUGUAAAUGCAUGAUAAUAAAGCACAAAAAUUAUAUUAACAAAAAGAAAGUGUGAAAAAGUUGAUAUGAGGCACACUGAAAAAGGUCCUGUGCAUGUGUGUAUAUGUAUUAACCGGAAAAGUUACAAUUAACUUGUUUAAGUGCAGCGGUUGAUAAACAGGUACAACUGUCACCCUAGAACUCCUUUGUUUCAACAGGCAAAACAUAUAUCAUAAAGGCAUAUCCACUUUCAUUUACAGUAUAUGCCAUUAUAAUUUAUGCUAUACAGUCCUGAAUGUAGAUCUAGUACUUAUAAAAUGAAAACAAGUGUGGCGAAUAAAAAUAGAUUAUGACAGAAAUUUAAAACUCAGUCCGUCAGAGUGACGGAUAGAGAUUUUUUGUAACGCAACCUCUGAACAUGAGGCCAUGCAAAAAACACCACUAAAGCAGCAGAUCUCCAUCAAAAAGCUCAAAUGACUGUGAAAGCAAACCAGAUAUAGGCAAAUCGUAAAGGCUGUGUAUGUUAUCUCACUAACUUGAUUGAUCAUCAUUGCAAACUAAUCAAAACGAAAGAACUUAAUAAUUAUAGAAUUUCUUAAAAGAAUAUCUACUGUUGUCUUGUAUAAUAAUUGGAAAUAUAUAUAUAUAUAUAUAUGCCAUGCAUUUUGCACAGCAGCACCACAUCUGGUGGGGCACAGCUCCACCUACCCCUAGAGACACCACUGUUUGUAAUCGAACGGCUCUUAACCGUGCUCAGGUUAAAAUGCUACUGGAACCGUUACUCGCCGUGCUGAGAACCAUUCAGCCCAAUGGUUUUCUUGUGUAUCCUCUAGACUCCAGCCAAAUUUACAGUGGUUUAUAUAAAAUAAUAGUAUGAGCAAGCAAUGUGUGUUCUAGCUGUAUGACUUAACUAUAUAUAAUCAUUGGAAAUAUGGCUCAACUUGACUACAUUUAUUCACAAUAACCAAAAUAUUUGUCAAUGUGUUUGAAGUUCUAGAUAGGGCUAACCAUACUGGCCCUAAAAUCUAAAAACCUUUGGUUCAUUUCUAUACACACUCCAGUAGUUCACGUGUAGCUUAAUGAUGAGCAUAUGUGGGUUUUAUGUUUGAAAUGUAGAGACUGACAGUGAGUUUAGCGAGCUAAGGAAUUUUGGAAAGUUAAAAACUAAGGGUUUCCCUUAGUUUACCACUUUGUGACAAAUUUUUAAUCUCUGUAGACAUUGGGUUUGUAUAUGGAUUCACUAAACUGCUCUGUAAAAAUGGGUGUGUGAUAUUGUAUGUGAUCUUUGUUUAAUUUAGACUUUUAGACUGUAAACCUAAAAUCACACGUCCUUAUUUUUUUUAAUUGGUUAAACUUGUAGAUUAUUCAACAAUAACAUGGGUUUAAGAAAUAUUUGAGCCAAAUAUCUACUAUCUUUUUCUAAGAGCUGUAUCUUCUACAGUGUCUCAAAGCUGAAGUUUGCACAUCAGAGAGACCUUUUGCAGUGCACUGUUAAAGCGUGCCAAAGCAUGAUUUCACCCCAAAAGGUCAUGCAUUGCUCUGAAGUCCUAGCAUUGAGUUACAGGGUGACUGCACCAUUGUAAGCAGAGAAAACGCAACUCCUCAAAGAAUAUGUUGAGCCUUGGUUCCUUUUUUCCAGACCUUGAUAUAAACUGUAUUGAGACACUCACUUUAUUAUUGAAUUAAUGUAUGGAUAGAUUACCAAAACAAGCAAAGCUGUGGACAGAUUCAGUGCCUAAUAAACAAAGCAUGUUAACUUAAUAUCAAAUAACCCUCCACUUUUUUAGCACUACAGUUGUAAAGUAGAAAUAAAAUUCCA
Molecule: messenger RNA, 5642 nt
Organism: Xyrauchen texanus (razorback sucker)
Lineage: Eukaryota; Metazoa; Chordata; Actinopteri; Cypriniformes; Catostomidae
Gene: ppp1r3f
Exons: 4
Coding region: 698-3079 (793 amino acids)
Biological process (GO): regulation of glycogen biosynthetic process
Cellular component (GO): protein phosphatase type 1 complex
Molecular function (GO): protein phosphatase 1 binding; glycogen binding
Source: RefSeq, a predicted model, not a curated record